GGUAAAUCUGAGGCAGUACAGAAAUUAGCGAUAUUCAAAGAAGUUCAACAAAUCUGUGGUUCAAUUGGUCUUCAGCAGUUUAGAAAUGCAGUUAUCCGUUUAUUUGGUUCUGGUGGUGAUCGCCCUUAGUUCGGCUAGUGUUAGUUCUACCGGUGAAGAAACAAAGGAUCCAGCGAAACCUGAAGUUGUUCUAAUAGAAGUCAGUCAACAUGGGCACGAAAAUACCGGGGAAAGAGAGACCAGACAAUACGGAGGAUAUCCAGGUGGGUUUGGAUUCAGACCUAGUGGUGGCUAUUAUCCAGGUAGACCUGGAGGCGCUUUUUACCCUGUGAGACCUGGUGGUUUUUAUCAAAGACCUGGAUUCGGAGGAGGUGGUUACCCAGUUUCGUCACCCAAUUAUGGUGGUUUCGCUCCUGGCGGAUACUACCCAGGAGGUCGCCCAGGAGGGUUCGGAGGAAACUUUGGUUCUGGUGGAUUCGGUGGUAACUAUGGACCCGGUGGAGGUUUUGGAGGCAACUACGGACCUGGUGGAGGUUUCGGGGGUAACUAUGCUCCUGGUAGUGGAUUUGGUGGUAAUUUCGGCCCUGGUAGUGGUUUCGGCGGUAAUUUCGGUUCUGGUGGAAAUGCUGGUGCCGGUAACUUUGGGUCCAGCAACGGCUUCUUCAGCGGUCAAGGAGGAAACAAUGGAUACAACCCAGAUAGUAGUAAUUCUGGUAACAAUUUUGGAGGUAGCGAAUCUACUGAUAAUAAUAACAACAACAAUCAAGGAGGAGGAUUUGGAGGAGGCAAUGGAUUUUUGGCAAAUCUUUUCGGUGGCGGUAAUCGACCUGGAGGAUUAUUUGGUUAAACAUGGAUUUUGAACAACUUUGAUGUUUUCAGUGAAAACAAUACGACAAGAAGCGAUUACAUCUUUAAUAUAAAAACGAACAAUUGUUAAUGACGUGCUUGAACGAAAAUAUAUGAGAAAUUUUUAU
Hermetia illucens (black soldier fly) is the source of this 974-nucleotide messenger RNA. Its product is annotated as glycine-rich protein 5-like. The transcript is spliced from 2 exons. Lineage: Eukaryota; Metazoa; Arthropoda; Insecta; Diptera; Stratiomyidae. The record is from RefSeq and is a predicted model, not a curated record. The coding region runs from base 86 to 847 and encodes 253 amino acids.